Coregonus sp. 'balchen' is the source of this 10244-nucleotide messenger RNA. Lineage: Eukaryota; Metazoa; Chordata; Actinopteri; Salmoniformes; Salmonidae. The record is from the annotation of a GenBank genome assembly.
AUGUUUGAGGACACUCAGUCGAUACACAGUGAUCUGUCCUCCAGUGCUGGCAGUAUGGCUGAGAACAGCUCAACAGAAAGACAGGUACAACACAUGUCAAAAUAAUGUCCUACCUGUAAUCUAUUGAAGACUAUUCUGUGCAUUUGGUAUCUGUUUGCUUGUGUUUCAGGUGAGAAAGGAGGACCCUUCAACAGACACUGUAGAUCACCAAGUGACAGCGAAGCUACCUGAAGCCAAGCAGGUAAAGAUGUUUAUCAAUGUACAGUAUAAUGAGUUGAAUAACUUUAAGGGUUGAUCAUCCUGAAAGGGAUUUGUGUGCCAUGUGGUUUGAUUUAGCAGAACCCUGGAAUGUUCACGGGAAUGAUGCAGAAAGUCAACCCAUUCAAAUCUGCUGCACAGACACAGGUACUUAUAAUGAUGAUGGUGGUAGUGACAGUGAUGAUGAUAAUGCUGUAUCAUAUUGCAAUUACAUAAUUUGGGACUGAUGGUUUUGGUUAUGCAAAAUACCUAGUUGUGCUAAAUAAGCAAACUCCCUCUUUUCCUGAUUUCUCCCUUUGUCCUCUUUUUCAGGAUACUCUGUCCAUACACAGCAAUCUGGCCUCCAGUGCUGACAGUUUGGCUUCCACAGGAAAACAGGUACAAUAGAACAUCUCUACAAAAAAACUAAAAUAUAUAUAUAGUACCAGUCAAGAGUUUGGACACACCUACUCACCUUACGGGCCCUUCCCAACAAUGUAGAGAGAAAGAACAUAGAGAAUUAAUAGAAAAAGUAAAACGCAUAAUGAUAAAAGUAAUAAUAGAUACCCAAAGAGUAAAGAUAACUUGGCUAUAUACACGGGGUACCGAGUCAAUGUGAAGGGGUACAUGGUAAUUGAGGUAAAUACUGUAUGUACAUACAGUUGAAGUUUACACAUACUUAGGUGGAGUCAUUAAAACUUGUUUUUCAACCACUCCACACAUUUCUUAUUAACAAACUAUAGUUUUGGCAAGUCGGUUUGGACAUCUGCUUUGUGCAUGACACAAGUAAUUUUUCCAACAAUUGUUUACAGACAGAUUAUUUCACUUAUAAUUCACUUUAUCACAAUUCCAGUGGGUCAGAAGUUUACAUACACUAAGUUGACUGUGCCUUUUAAACAGCUUGUAAAAUUACAGAAAAUGAUGUCAUGGCUUUAGAAGCUUCUGAUAGGCUAAUGGACAUAAUUUGAGUCAAUGGGAGUUGUACCUGUGGAUGUAUUUCAAGACCUUCCUUCAAACUCAGUGCCUCUUUGCUUGAUAUCAUGGGAAAAUCAAAAGAAAUCAGCCAAGACCUCAGAAAAACAAUUGUAGACCUCCACAAGUCUGGUUCAUCCUUGGGAGCAAUUUCCAAACGCCUGAAGGUACCACGCAUAUCUGUACAAACAAUAGUAUGCAAGUAUAAACACCAUGGGACCAUGCAGCCAUCAUACCGCUCAGGAAGGAGAUGCGUUCUGUCUCCUAGAGAUGAACAUACUUUGGUGCGAAAAGUGCAAAUCAAUCCCAGAAGAACAGCAAAGGUCCUUGUGAAGAUGCUGGAGGAAACGGGUACAAAAGUAUCUAUAUCCACAGUAAAACGAGUCCUAUAUCGACAUAACCUGAAAGGCCGCUUAGCAGGAAGAAGCCACUGCUCCAAAACCACCAUAAACAAGCCAGACUACGGUUUGCAACUGCACAUGGGGACAAAGAUCGUACUUUUUGGAGAAAUGUCCUCUGGUCUGAUGAAACAAAGAUAGAACUGUUUGGCCAUAAUGACCAUUGUGUUGGAGGAAAAAGGGGGUGCUUGCAAGCCGAAUAGCACCAUCCCAACCGUAAAGCACGGGGGUGGCAGCAUCAUGCUGUGGGGGUGCUUUGCUGCUAGAGGGAUUGGUGCACUUCACAAAAUAGAUGGCAUCAUGAGGAAGGAAAAUUAUGUGGAUAUAUUGAAGCAACAUCUCAAGACAUCAGUCAGGAAGUUAAAGCUUGGUCGCAAAUGGGUCUUCCAAAUGGACAAUGCAACCACAAGCACACUUCCAAAGUUGUGGCAAAAUGGCUUAAGGACAACAAAGUCAAGGUAUUGGAGUGGCCAUCACAAAGCCCUGACCUCAAUCCUAUAGAAAAUGUGUGGGCAGAACUGAAAAAGCGUGUGCGAGCAAGGGGGCCUACAAACCUGACUCAGUUACACCAGCUCUGUCAGGAGGAAUGGGCCAAAAUUCACCCAACUUAUUCUGGCAAGCUUGUGGAAGGCUACCUGACACGUUUGACCCAAGUUAAACAAUUUAAAGGCAAAGCUACCAAAUACUAAUUGAGUGUAUGUAAUCUUCUGACCCACUGGGAAUGUGAUGAAAGAAAUAAAAGCUGAAAUAAAUGGUUAAGAGCGUUGUGCCAGUAACCGAAAGGUCGCUGGUUCUAAUCCCCGAGCCGACUAGGUGAAAAAUCUGCCGAUGUGCCCUUGAGCAAGGCACUUAACCCUAAUUGCUCCUGUAAGUCGCUCUGGAUAAGAGCGUCUGCUAAAUGACUCAAAUGUAAUGUAAAAAAUGUAUUAUUCUGACAUGUCACAUUCUUAAACUAAAGUGGUGAUCCUAACUGACCUAAGAAAGGGAAUUUUUACUAGGAUUAAAUGUCUGGAAUUGUGAAAAACUGAGUUUAAAUGUAUUUGUUUAAGGUGUAUGUAAACUUCUGACUUCAACUGUGUAACUAGGAAUAAAGUGACAGUAAAUACUAGCAGCAGCAUAUGUGAUGAGUCAAAAAGUAUAUAGCAUCUACACCUAUCCAUGAAAUGUCCCACCUGUAAACUGCACAGGUACAAGGUUACCAGAACACCAGGCUUUCCUAUUUACAUUUGGUAUCCAUUUGUGUGUAUUUUAGGUGAGAAAGGAAGACGUUCCAACGGACACUGUGGAUCACCACGUCACAGCAAAGCUACCAGAAAGCAAACCAGUAAACCUGUUCAUGAGGCAUAAAUAAGCAAUACUGAUGAAGAUGUUUUUUUUUGCUGUCAUACAGAAGAUUUGUUUGCCUUGUGUUUUGCAGCAGCAGAAUCCUGGAAUGUUUAUGGGAAUGAUGCAAAAAGUCAACCCUUUCAAAUCUACAACACCGAAUCAGGUAGUCAUGAUGAUGAUGAUCAAUCUGUAUCAUAUUGCAAAGUUAUGCUAAAUAUGAAAUCUACUAUUUUCUCUCCUUUCUUUUCAGGACACCCAGUCCAUACACAGUGAUUUGUCCUCCAGUGCUGGCAGUCUGGCUGAGAAUAACAGUUUUGCAGGCAAAGAGGUAAACCCGUUUAUCCUUGGUGCUGAGGCAUACAUCUUCUUAGUAUAGAAAUACAACAGUGCUGGUAGAGGAACAUUUUUAUUAUCACUACUAAGUGAUUUCUGUGUUCACCUGGUUUUUCAGAACCCUGGGAUGUUCAAGGGAAUGAUGCAGAAAGUCAACCCAUUCAAAUCUACAACACAAACCCAGGUAGUCUACUCACCCUUGUUGUACUGCAUCUACAACACAAACCCAGGUAGUCUACUCACCCUUGUUGUACUGCGUCUACAACACAAACCCAGGUAGUCUACCUACCCUUGUUGUACUGCGUCUACAACACAAACCCAGGUAGUCUACUUACCCUUGUUGUACUGCGUCUACAACACAAACCCAGGUAGUCUACUCACCCUUGUUGUACUGCAUCUACAACACAAACCCAGGUAGUCUACUGACCCUUGUUGUACUGCGUCUACAACACAAACCCAGGUAGUCUACUGACCCUUGUUGUACUGCAAAGGAAGCUCCAAUAGUUUAGACUAGUGUUUCCCAAACCUGUCCUGGAGUAACCCCAGCCAGUCCAGUUAUUUGAUAUAUUCCAGAACUAGCACUGCUGAUCCAACUAAUGAAGGGUUUGAUGAUUAAGAGGCCGUUUGAAUCAGCUGUGCUAGUUCUGGAAUAAAUCAAAGACGUGGACUGGCUGGGGGUACUCGAGGAGAGGUUUGUGAAACACUGGUUUAGACUGACUGGUAGAAUGUCACUAUAUGCAAAAUGGCAAAUAUUUAAUUGGUAGAGCAUGGCGUUUGUAACGCCAGGGUAGUGGGUUCGAUCCCCGGGACCACCCAUACGUAAAAAUUUAUGCGCACAUGACUGUAAGUCGCUUUGAAUAAAAGCGUCUGCUAAAUGGUAUAUUAUUAAUAUUAUUAUUAUUAUUAUUAUUAUUAUUAUUAUUAUUAUUAUUAUUAUUAUUUAAAUACUCCCCCUCUCUUCCUCUCACUCCCUUCCUACCUCUCCCUUCAUUUCAGGAGACUCAGCCGUUACACAGUGAUUCAUCCUCCAGUUCUGACAGUCUGAAUGACACCAACGUCUUACCCCCUACAGAGAAUCAGGUACAACAACACGUCUAUGAUGUCCCAACUGCAAAAUCAAAUGCAGGUGUAUAUUUCACGUACAGGGUUAGCCAAAAUGACAACUUACUCCAUGACUUGUUACAGAGCGUGUGGUACACAGACAAUGACGCAAUGUUUUCAGUGAAAAGUGAACCUCCACAAGAAAAUAAGAAAAGGACUGGGGUAUGUAACUUUAAAAAAAAACAUACUAUUAUGACUAUUAUAUUAUACAAUUCAUCAAAUGUAUUUUAAAAAGUCAUUUUACAUCAGCAGUUGUCACAAAGUACCACACUAUAAUACUAUCAUCUUAUUUAAGUACAUCAUCUACAUAGGGCCUCUUCACAGGGCGUGUUGUUAUGUUUCUGUCUGUUUGUCUCUCUGGUAGACAUUCCGAAUCCGAAGGAUUCUCCCUGGUACUCUGUUUGGCUACGGAGCUACAGUAACCAUAUUUUCACUCUUCCUUUUGGUCUUAGUCAUUCCUGUCUUUUUUACUCUAGGUGUUCUUUCUUAAUUUUCAUAUGAAUAAUAAUAAUAUUACAAUUUAAUAAUAUCUUCACUUAUAUUCAUCUUUAUUUUCAUACAGAAUACUGAUGCUCAGCCCACAGCCCAGGUGGGCAUAGUGGAGGUCCAGAAACUGGAGAUGGCUGCAGUGCCAGUACCUAGUGAAGGAAACCCACUGGACAGUGAGGAUGUAUGUAUCACAUGUACUAUGUUGCAUUAUGAUACUUCAUAAUUUACUAUGACACUGGACGGUGGUUAUUGAACAUGUAUGCCUUAAAUCGCAAUAUAACCUUACAACAUAUUACUCAGUAUGACACUAUACCUUGUUUGUGCAUUCAUACUGCAUUAUGUGUAUGUGACUAAUAGUAUUUUAUUCUCAGAAUGAGGAAGGCCUUAUGGAUUGGUGGAAAACAGUAGAGGGUAUGUUUGGCAUGAAGCACUAUUUUUCACCAGUGUGUAUGUGUGUUCUCCUGUCGUUGUUUACAGUAACUACAGGUUAUAUCUCUGCUCCCCCUAGGUUGGGAAACGUGGAAUGAGUCCAACACCUUUGAAGCGGAUGAAGGAGAGAUGUAAGUAUUUACCCAUUGGUUAUGUCGUUUUAAGAUAAAUUGUCAAUGUGAGAUUUCAGGCAAUGUGUAUUACACGUCUUUAGGGAACCCAACUGAACUUCAUAACACAGAGAAAUGAUAUUUAUAGUGUAAGAUCAGGCUUACUUCUCCAGGAUUCUUACUUCUCCUUCCCUUUUUCCAUCACUCUCUUUCUCCUCCUUCCCCUCUCUCUCAGGGCAGUGGAGGCGGUGGCGGACCGUGUCUUCAUGGCGGCCCGUCUGUUCGUGCGCCUCUUCAACCAGCGCGGUGCCUCCUUACAGCAACGCAUCCUGGAGCUCCUAUCAUUGGCUGAUGCCGCCGACAGCUUCCACAAGAGGACUGUGAAGGCCAGCGUGGGGGGUGGAGUCGCCAGCGUUGCCGGGAGCAUCACCACUAUCACCGGCCUCAUCUUGGCGCCGUUCACCAUGGGAACGUCGCUCAUCGUCACGGCAGUGGGCAUCGGCGUCGCGACGGCGGGGGGGGUAGCGUCAGCCUCUGCGAAUAUUACCGAUACGGUGCACUCCAAGACAGACAGGAAGAAGGUGGAGAAGAUGAUUCAGGAUUACCAGGAGGAGAUGAAGGAUAUCAAGGAGUGUCUGGACUUUUUGCAGGUGGGUGUAGGGUGGAGUUGCCCUUAGAUCAGGGGUCGGCAACAUGCGGCCCACAUGCCAAAACUGGCCCGCUAGUGAUUUCUUUUGGCCCCCCAAAUGUUGGUAGUCUGCCAGUCUGCCUGCCUUUCUUUAUAAUUUUGUUUUUAAGUAAAAAAAAGACUGUAAAAUCACCAGGAAUUCAGCAAAAAAUUAGUUUAGUUUAGGAAAUCUGUUCCCAUGUAUUCCCACAAAUAAAAAAGAAACGUGAUCGUGUCUCAAUGUAAUCAAGGUAUGACUUGACCAAGGAAUGUCUUGACCUUUGACUUUAUAUCAUGUUGUUGCUUCUUUUCUUACUCUCCCUUUUAUUUCUCCCUUGCGCUCUCUCUUUCUCCAUCUCUCUCCAUCCACCCCAGGUCGGUAUGGAGACCCUGGAGGAGUGGGACUUUGACCAGUACGUGGACAGCAUCUCUAAGAAAUAUCUCAACCAGAAUGUCAAACACGUGAUGAAGGAAGGUGGCCGGGCCGGCAAGGCAUUACUAAUCAACACAGAAAGUCUGAUCAACACCGUGCAGGUUCUCAACGUGGCAGGCGGCGCGGCCAAGGCCGCCCAGGUACAUGAUGAUGAUGAUGAUGAUGAUGAUGAUGAUUAGUACAUUAUUUGUUAGGGACAGAUUAGGGACGUGAACGUUUAAACGUUCAAAUAUUUAAACUAAAUUGGGAUACUUAACAUUAAGAAAAAAAAGAUUUUUUCGCCCCACAAAAUUAAAAUCACAGUGCAGUUAUCACAAAACAUAUUAUUUUCUGUGUUAUAGCCUAACUAGACGAUAAGCUAUAAAGGCCUGGGGAACGUUGCAUAAUUUAAAUAAAACCAGAGAGGAAGAGGCAAACUGUAGGCUACUUUGGUGAAUUUUCGAGGCAUACAUCCUUUCUCCCUGAGUGGCGCAGUGGUCUAAGGCACUGCAUCGCAGUGCUAACUGUGCCACUAGAGAUCCUGGUUCGAAUCCAGGCUCUGUCGCCGCCGGCCGCGACCGGGAGACUCAUGGGCGGCGCACAAUUGGCCCAGCGUCGUCCAGGGUAGGGGAGGGAAUGGCCGGCAGGGAUGUAGCUCAGUUGAUAGAGCAUGGCGUUUGCAACGCCAGGGUUGUGGGUUCGUUUCCCACGGGGGGCCAGUAUAAAAAAAAUAUGUAUUCACUAACUGUAAGUCGCUCUGGAUAAGAGCGUCUGCUAAAUGACUAAAAUGUAAAAUGUAAAUGUAAAAUACAAGACGUUGCUAGAUACAGAUUACCUUGCCAGAAGAUACUGACCCUACCGUUACGCUUGUUUACACUGAUCUGCACUGGGGUGAGAACGCAAUCAUGGUUAUAUUAAGACACCGUGGAGCCGAUGCGAGAUAUGGGUCGAAAAACGUCAAUGCAGGGAUGGUAUAUGUCACUGUACUGCAAAUUGUACCUUUAUCCAUACUGCUCCAUCGAGAAGAUUGAAAUACUGCUAGUUUUCCUUGGAAACUGACCUUUUCGUUCUCAUGCUAGAUAGCAGUAGCCACAGCAGCCAUUAUGGAAUGCACGUCGUAUUGAACAACAAAGGAGCUGAUUGGCUUCCUGCCAUUCCAAAAAGGCUGUGGUGGCUACUGCUAGCUAGCAUGAGGACGAAAAGGGCAGUUUCCUGGGAAAACUAGCAGUAUUUAAAUCUUCUUGAUCCUAACGGAAUCGAAUUUUGCCAUAGAAAUGGGAGUCAACACCGGGAGUCGACGUGCAAGGAGUCAAUUAUUUUGGAGUCAAAUCUCCACCACUACGUCGUUAACAGUUAAGCGACAGCUGUGAAGUCCUUUAUGGCAAUACUUUGAGAAGUUAAAUGAAAAGGAAAUGCAGACUUUGCAAGUGGAAUUGAGGUACAGUAAUGGUAGUACAGGUGCAAUGCUUAACCAUCUGAAACGGAAGCAUCGUGAGACCCAAACCGUUCCUUACGCAGCUGCAUUGUGAAUUCACAUGGAAUGUUAAGACAUUUUCUUAUCGUUUUAACGGAAAACAGAUUUAAAAAUAUAGGUUUUAAACAUUAAGAAAAAUUCUCAAUUUGUCACAUCCCUAGGACAGAUACAGUGGGGGAAAAAAGUAUUUAGUCAGCCACCAAUUGUGCAAGUUCUCCCACUUAAAAAGAUGAGAGAGGCCUGUAAUUUUCAUCAUAGGUACACGUCAACUAUGACAGACAAAAUGAGAAAAGAAAAUCCAGAAAAUCACAUUGUAGGAUUUUUUAUGAAUUUAUUUGCAAAUUAUGGUGGAAAAUAAGUAUUUGGUCAAUAACAAAAGUUUCUCAAUACUUUUAUAUACCCUUUGUUGGCAAUGACACAGGUCAAACGUUUUCUGUAAGUCUUCACAAGGUUUUCACACACUGUUGCUGGUAUUUUGGCCCAUUCCUCCAUGCAGAUCUCCUCUAGAGCAGUGAUGUUUUGGGGCUGUCGCUGGGCAACACGGACUUUCAACUCCCUCCAAAUAUUUUCUAUGGGGUUGAGAUCUGGAGACUGGCUAGGCCACUCCAGGACCUUGAAAUGCUUCUUACGAAGCCACUCCUUCGUUGCCCGGGCGGUGUGUUUGGGAUCAUUGUCAUGCUGAAAGACCCAGCCACGUUUAAUCUUCAAUGCCCUUGCUGAUGGAAGGAGGUUUUCACUCAAAACCUCACGAUACAUGGCCCCAUUCAUUCUUUCCUUUACACGGAUCAGUCGUCCUGGUCCCUUUGCAGAAAAACAGCCCCAAAGCAUGAUGUUUCCACCACCAUGCUUCACAGUAGGUAUGGUUGUUCUUUGGAUGCAACUCAGCAUUCUUUGUCCUCCAAACACGACGAGUUUAGUUUUUUACCAAAAAGUUAUAUUUUGGUUUCAUCUGACCAUAUGACAUUCUCCCAAUCCUCUUCUGGAUCAUCCAAAUGCACUCUAGCAAACUUCAGACGGGCCUGGACAUGUACUGGCUUAAGCAGGGGGACACGUCUGGCACUGCAGGAUUUUAGUCCCUGGCGGCGUAGUGUGUUAAUGAUGGUAGGCUUUGUUACUUUGGUCCCAGCUCCCUGCAGGUCAUUUACUAGGUCCCCCCGUGUGGUUCUGGGAUUUUUGCUCACCGUUCUUGUGAUCAUUUUGACCCCACGGGGUGAGAUCUUGUGUGGAGCCCCAGAUCGAGGGAGAUUAUCAGUGGUCUUGUAUGUCUUCCAUUUCCUAAUAAUUGCUCCCACAGUUGAUUUCUUCAAACCAAGCUGCUUACCUAUUGCAGAUUCAGUCUUCCCAGCCUGGUACAGGUCUACAAUUUUGUUUCUGGUGUCCUUUGAUAGCUCUUUGGUCUUGAUAGCUCUUUGGUCAUAGUGGAGUUUGGAGUGUGACUGUUUGAGGUUGUGGACAGGUGUCUUUUAUACUGAUAACAAGUUCAAACAGGUGCCAUUAAUACAGGUAACGAGUGGAGGACAGAGGAGCCUCUUAAAGACGAAGUUACAGGUCUGUGAGAGCCAGAAAUCUUGCUUGUUUGUAGGUGACCAAAUACUUAUUUUCCACCAUCAUUUGCAAAUAAAUUCAUAAAAAAUCCUACAAUGUGAUUUUCUGGAAUUUUAUUUUCUCAAUUUGUCUGUCAUAGUUGACGUGUACCUAUGAUGAAAAUUACAGGCCUCUCUCAUCUUUUUAAGUGGGAGAACUUGCACACUUGGUGGCUGACUAAAUACUUUUUUUCCCCACUGUACAAUUAAAACAUUUACACAUUUAAUCAUCGACAGGCAGAUGCAUUGCACCAUCAUGCUUUAGCUGGUGCUAAUUUGCAGCAUCCGUCCCUAGAUGGGGUUUAAAAUAGGGGAAAUGAAAUAACAAGAAAACAAAUCACUGAUCAAAACAAACAAUAUAAAAUGGAUCACAAAUGGUUAAAUUCUUGAUGUUCUCCAUGUGCUGAUUUGCUUGUUCUUAUUUUAAUUUAUUUUUUUAGGUGAUGAGUCUCACCACAGGAGUAAUGUCAGGUCUCUUCCUGGCCCUGGAUGUCUUCUUCCUGGCCAAGGACUCCAUCGAGCUCAACAAGGGAGCCAAGACGGAGUUUGCUGGGAAGAUCAGGGAAGUGUGUAAGGAUCUGCAGAAUGGACUGUUGGAGCUCAACCGCAUCAAAGAGCAACUGCAGAAAACUAUGGAUGGGAUUGAGGUGGAGGAAGAGGAGGAGGAGGUGUACGAGUCUGAUUCAGAGAAACUGGGCCAGCUGGAAGAAUGA